Penicillium brevicompactum is the source of this 900-nucleotide messenger RNA. RefSeq lists its product as uncharacterized. Lineage: Eukaryota; Fungi; Ascomycota; Eurotiomycetes; Eurotiales; Aspergillaceae. Bases 1 to 900 code for a protein of 299 amino acids. The record is from RefSeq and is a predicted model, not a curated record. The transcript has 4 exons.
AUGUGCGGUUCUACCUUCCGUAAACCGGGCGCGUUGGCGGUUCAUCUCCGUCUUCGUCAUUGCGGAGCCGUCAACGAUGUGGAUGCCCCUCGUCAUCCCGAAGAGAUACUACGUGCAACGGGAGUUAAUGCAAUCAAGCGCUUUGUGUUGACAGGUGGAUGGCGUAAUGCCAUCUAUUCAAAGGAGCCGGGACGUGCCCAGCCUGAAUCUGUUCUGGGCGUUUUCUGUGAUGCUUUAGAGAACAUCGCCCGCAAAGAUGCCGCAUUCGCAGCGGAGUACGGCACCCAAUUCCACCGAGAUGUCACUAACAGUCUUAACAAUAAGUUGCUCAAGUACCUUGGUGUUCCCAAAAGCCAGCUGGAGGAUGGUUCAUCCCAGCAAACUACGACCAGGCCCUCCCACCUUCAGAAAGGACUGAAGCCCGCGGCCGUAGCCGAACCCGAACCCGAGUCUGAAUCAGAUUACGAGUCCGACUUCGAGUCUGAGUCUGACCCCGAUUCCGAGCCCUUCGCCGAGCCGACCAAGCUAAUCUCUAAACACGAGGCCGGGGAUCAGCAACACAGAAGUUCCUCUGUGGCUCCUUUGGCGAUUGACAUCGUGGCCACUAAUGACAUUGAAUUUGUGUCAGAGCGUACUAUCAAGGUUGAACCCGACGUGAUGGCAGGGCGCAUGAUCAAAACUGAACCCAACGCCAUGUCGGAACUGAUACCCAAAAUUGAAAAUGGUCUCGUGAUUGAUUUGACGUCUGAUGAGCCGGCCGUGAUAGUGGAUCUGUCAACCGGAGACGAACCCGAGUUGGAGGAUGCGAGCUGGCCGGUCGAGGCGGUCACUGAUGUUUUCCCGAUCAGUGUGCCCGAAUUGGAACCGAUGUUGGAACCGAUGCGGGUCUCUCCACCCUAG